AUGGUUCAUGGAGGGUUUGUGGAUGCUUGUGCUUACUUCUUGGCACCAUCUGAAAGAAAAGAAAAGGAUUUAAGUGAAAAGAAGCAAGGGCUGUCAACAGGUCAGGUUCAGUCACUUUCGUGCCCGAGUCUCAUUCUUAAGGACCCAGACCCAGAUCCAAUCAGGUUCAGCUGCCCAUUGGGUACCCAAUGGUUCUUUAAAUCUUUUCAGCUAUUUAGAGAGCUUUGGGUUUUGUUGAAUUACGUUCUCUAUGGGAAAAUUGCAGGUCUGCAAAGGUAUGGAAAGGGCUGCAGACUGAGGUGGAUAAAUUACCCGAGGCCUGAUCUUAAGAGAGGCACAUUCUUGCAGCAAGAAGAGAACCUGAUAAUCGAACUUCAUACAGUUCUAGGCAACAGGCAACACCUUCGUACGGGUAGCUAG
Molecule: messenger RNA, 420 nt
Organism: Magnolia sinica
Lineage: Eukaryota; Viridiplantae; Streptophyta; Magnoliopsida; Magnoliales; Magnoliaceae
Product: transcription factor MYB64-like
Exons: 3
Coding region: 1-420 (139 amino acids)
Biological process (GO): regulation of stomatal movement
Source: RefSeq, a predicted model, not a curated record